CAUUAUUAAAAAAAAAUCUGAAAUUUUAAUAGCAGGAGCAGUUCCGUAUUCCUCUUUCAAACCUCCACCGAACCAUUAUCUCCUCCGUCCACGCUCUUCUUCCCAACACUAUUAUUCAUUUCAGAGAGAGAGAGAGAGAGAAUUCAUCAACAUGAUUGCUCGUACUCUAUUCACUGCUUUUAAGACAUCUAUUCUUCCAUCCUCUUCCUCCCAAUUGCUCCCCCUCUUCUCCUCCUCACCUUGUCGAUCUGUUACCACCUUGGUUUUGGCGGAACACGAUUCCGGUUCCAUCAAUGCUGCUUCCCUUAGCGCUAUAGCGGCUGCCGCUUCCUUGAGCAAACACACUUCCAUUUCCCUCCUCUUGGCGGGCUCUGGGCCUUCGCUUCAUCAAGCUGCUCAACAUGCUGCCUCUUGCCACCCAUCUAUUUCUCAGGUGCUUGUUGCUGAUUCUGAUAAAUUUACAUACCCCUUGGCAGAACCUUGGGCUCAGUUAGUCCAAUUGGUUCAACAGAAGAAUGGGUAUUCUCAUGUAAUUGCGGCUUCAGGUUCUUUUGGGAAAAACAUUCUUCCACGCGCUGCCGCUCUUUUAGAUGUUUCUCCGGUUACUGAUGUUGUAGCUAUAUCUGAAUCUCGACAAUUUGUGAGGCCCAUAUAUGCUGGCAAUGCGCUUUGUACAGUUAGAUACACAGGAGCUGACCCUUGUAUGUUGACCAUAAGAUCUACAUCAUUCCCAGUGCCUGCAAAAUCCAUUGAGUUGGCAUCAAAUAAGUCCGCUAUAUCUGAGGUUGAUCUCUCAAUGCUUGAUGUAGAUUCUAUUGGAAAAUCUCGAUAUGUAAAGCAAACAUCUCCAGAAGCAGAACGUCCUGAUCUUGCGAAUGCACGUGUUGUCGUCACUGGAGGACGUGGUUUGAAAACUGCUGAGAACUUCAAAAUGAUUGAGAAGCUUGCCGAGAAACUUGGUGCUGCAGUUGGUGCCACACGUGCUGCUGUUGAUGCUGGAUUUGUUCCCAAUGACCUUCAGGUUGGACAAACUGGUAAAAUUGUAGCACCAGAUCUAUAUAUGGCUUUUGGUGUAUCAGGAGCUAUUCAACAUUUGGCAGGAAUCAGAGAUUCUAAGGUUAUUGUGGCUGUGAAUAAAGAUGCAGAUGCACCAAUUUUUAAGGUUGCUGACUAUGGAGUCGUUGGGGAUCUGUUUGAGGUUAUACCCGAGUUGCUUGAAAAGCUUCCUGGAAUUAAGUAACUUUAUCACUAACUGUAUUGUGUGGGAAUGAGUUCAAAGGGCAUUCCAUUAUCUGAAUUUUUGGGUCAUUUAUAUUAUAUAUAAACAAAAAGGGAUGUCACUUUGAGAAAAUCAAACCCCUCACCCCAAAAUCUUAAAUUAAGGAUGUAAAUAUUCAAAGGAAAUAAAAAUAUACAUCUUUCCAAGUA
Messenger RNA from Cucumis melo (muskmelon), 1428 nucleotides. Its product is annotated as electron transfer flavoprotein subunit alpha, mitochondrial. The record is from RefSeq and is a predicted model, not a curated record. Gene Ontology annotation, molecular function: electron transfer activity; flavin adenine dinucleotide binding. Gene Ontology annotation, cellular component: mitochondrion. The transcript has 8 exons. Bases 152 to 1240 code for a protein of 362 amino acids. Lineage: Eukaryota; Viridiplantae; Streptophyta; Magnoliopsida; Cucurbitales; Cucurbitaceae.